CACAGCAACAAGGAUACUUCUCCAAUAACUACGAGAUGUUGAUCAGUGUCAAGUUGUUUUUGUUACAACUUUUUACACAAGAAAUUAUUGCCAGAAACAGGACAGCAUUUUCUUUAAAGUUGGUAAACGAUCUACUGAAAAAUUAUGAUCCACGCGUUCUUCCUGUAACAACGCCCAAGGAGAAUGUCUCCAUUGCGGUGAACAUUGCUCUUAGACAACUGAUGAAGCUGGAUGAAAAAAAUCAAGUUAUCACACUGAAUAUUUGGAUGCGUUUGUGGUGGAAUGACCCUUUUCUCAGUUGGGAUAUUAAGGAGUAUGGAAAUAUUACACAGAUAAUUCUACCAUAUUCAAAUGUCUGGACACCAGAUAUUACACUGUUUGACAGUGCCUCAGAGGAAAUGAUGCCUGGUCAUAAGGAGUACAGGCCGAUAGUUCACCACAACGGCUCUGUCAACUACUUAUUCUCUACUAUAUUGGACAGUGUUUGUCGGAUUAAUGUUAGAUACUUUCCCAUUGACACCCAAGUUUGUCCACUCAAGUUUGCCUCUUGGUCAUAUUCAGGUGUGGAUCUCGACUUUUAUCCAAAGACACAAUCAGUGGACAUGGAAUACUACAUUACCCAUAACGAAUGGGAAGUGACAUCAGCUCACGUCAAAAGAAAUACGGUGUUUUACAAAUGCUGCCCGGAGCCUUUCCCGGAUGUGACGUUCUACUUAAAGAUCCGUCGCAAGCCAUUCUUUUACAUUGUAUCUGUCCUAUUCCCCUGUAUGCUGACGUCAUCUAUUGCCACCCUUGGGUUCCUUUUGCCACCAGAAUCUGGUGAGAAGAUUUCUUUAAAUGUGACAGUCCUGUUGUCUUUGGCAGUUUUUCUUCUCAUGGUAACCGACCAACUUCCUGCAUCCUCUGAACAUUUUCCGUAUGUAGGAAUGUACAUGGCUUCUCUGAUGAGUCUGGUAGCUCUGUCACUUUUAAUGACUGUUGUAGUACUAAACGUACACUUCAGAAAAACUUUUGGGAAUCGGGUUUCUCCUUGGAUGAGGUGGAUUUUUAUUCACCACCUUGGAUGUUUAUGUCGAAGUCCAAUAAGAAAAACUUUACGUAAGAAAUACGGUAACAAUAAGUAUGGUGACAAAAACAAGAAUGAAUAUACAGGCAACGAAUGUAAAAUAUUGUGCGAUUCUGAAAUCUACUUGAAAAACACCACAAGAGAAUUGCAAACAGAGGUAGAUGUACGACACAUAGGAAAUCCUGCUGACAGGACAGGUGAAGAUCUAUCAUAUGACAUUCAACAGAAUGUAAAUGACAUCAAUGAAUGGCAAGAGGUCGCUAUUAUUAUGGACAGAUUGUUUUUAAUCAUAUUUAUCGCAUUUUCAAUUACACCCACCGUUUUGUUUCUCUCUCUGAUGACUAGUGGGUAAUUCCAAGUUUAUUAAACCAAUACUCUUUAAAAGUUGUAAUUGUAGUCAU
Messenger RNA from Saccostrea echinata, 1467 nucleotides. RefSeq names its product neuronal acetylcholine receptor subunit alpha-7-like. The transcript is spliced from 8 exons. Gene Ontology annotation, molecular function: acetylcholine binding; acetylcholine receptor activity; acetylcholine-gated monoatomic cation-selective channel activity. Gene Ontology annotation, cellular component: postsynaptic membrane; synapse; acetylcholine-gated channel complex. Gene Ontology annotation, biological process: monoatomic ion transmembrane transport; nervous system process; signal transduction. NCBI's taxonomy places the organism in Eukaryota, Metazoa, Mollusca, Bivalvia, Ostreida, Ostreidae. The coding region runs from base 36 to 1418 and encodes 460 amino acids. The record is from RefSeq and is a predicted model, not a curated record.